Salvelinus fontinalis (brook trout) is the source of this 4999-nucleotide messenger RNA. RefSeq names its product sirtuin 7 (gene sirt7). Gene Ontology annotation, molecular function: NAD+ binding. The record is from RefSeq and is a predicted model, not a curated record. Bases 286 to 1509 code for a protein of 407 amino acids. Lineage: Eukaryota; Metazoa; Chordata; Actinopteri; Salmoniformes; Salmonidae. The transcript has 10 exons.
UGUAAACAAAUUUGUGCACACAAUUUGAGCGAAAUAAGCUUUUUGUGCAUAUGUAAAAUGUCUAGGCUCUUUUAUUUCAGCUCGUGAGACCAACACUUUACAUGUUGCAUUUAUAUUUUUUUUCGGUAUAGUUUUUAAAUUAAUUUCGGAGUUCUAGUAAACGUUUAUAUUGUGAGAACGCCAGUGGGCGCAGUUUUUUUUCGAAAGCUACAUUUGGCCUAUUCGACAACAUUCGUCCAUAGCUGUCGUUGGUUUGUCUGUCAGUGUGAUUCUACGUCUGUGAGAAUGGAAGAGGAACCAGACACAGGCGCAUCUUCUCGGGAUGAGAGAAAAGCUAAAGAGAAGGCUGAAAUACUGCAAAGGGAAAUCCAGCGGAAGAGUUUCAAACUGGUAGCUAAGAUCCUGAAGAAGCAGGAGAGUGAGCGGACACAGGAGGAGUCUGCAGAUCUACUUCUGCACCAGGACACGGUACAGGAGCUGUGUUCGCGGCAGGUCCGCAGGAACCUUCUAAAGCGGAAGCAAGAAGAGGUAUUUGAUGAUACAGAGGACCUGAAGUGUAAAGUGGGACAGUUGGCUGAGGCAGUCAGACAGGCUCAACACCUGGUUAUCUACACUGGAGCCGGGAUCAGCACGGCAGCGUCCAUCCCAGACUACAGGGGCCCAAAUGGGGUUUGGACACAGCUACAGAAGGGCAGAGCUGUCAGCUCGUCAGACCUGAGUGAAGCAGAACCUACUCUUACACACAUGUGUAUCAGGAUGCUGCAUGAGGAGAACAUGGUGCAGCACGUAGUGUCUCAGAACUGUGAUGGGCUCCACCUGCGUAGCGGUCUUCCCAGACACACCCUCUCUGAGCUGCACGGCAACAUGUUCAUCGAGGUGUGUACUUCCUGUUCCCCGGUGAGGGAGUUUGUGCGACUCUUUGACGUGACGGAGCGCACGGCGAGGCACAGGCACGGGACGGGGCGGCAGUGCGCCCACUGUGGGGGCGAGCUCAGGGACACCAUCGUACAUUUCGGAGAGAGGGGCACCCUGGAGCAGCCUCUCAACUGGAGGGGGGCAUCGAACGCUGCUGAGAGGGCUGACGUUAUCCUCUGUCUGGGCUCCAGUCUGAAGGUGCUGAAGAAGUAUGCCUGUCUAUGGAGCAUGAAUAGACCUGCUAUCAGGAGACCCAAACUCUAUAUCAUCAAUCUACAGUGGACACCUAAAGACGACCUGGCCACGCUGAAGAUCCAUGGGAAAUGUGACGACGUGAUGCGUCUCCUUAUGGAGGAGCUGAACAUUCAGAUCCCUGCCUACAACCAGACAGAGGACCCUGUACUCAGCUUGGCCACGCCGCUGAGACCAGAAGAGGAGGACAGUUACACUCGUAAACUCAUAGCUCCGCCCGCUGGCGGGAAGGACUGUUCACCAGACUCCCCGGGACAGGGUGGAGGAACAGCAGUACAAGGAGGCUGGUUCGGACGAGGAUACUCCAAAGGGAGGAAGAGGAGGAGGAAGAAGGUGGCGUAGCAGAACGUUAAUCAUAGUAGAAAUUUGACACACGAUUCUCCAUCUCCUUUUUGUUCUGAUUGGUUGUUUUUGAAAUGGACCUUGAUAGUAAGGAAGACGUACCAGCAAAAAGAAGUGAGGGGGGAAAAGCUCACUAAGACGGAGCUAUUUGUGAUGCAGAGUAUUAUGAUGGUUUCAGAUACUACCUCUAAGGCUGAGGGAGCAUCCUAAUAAUCUCCUUUCUGGUCGUCCCUAGUUACCACAGCCACAAAGUCAUAAACCCUGCCUCUUUCCACAAUUUAAAAUGUGAUUUUUACCCCUAACCACACUGCUAACCUUAUGCCUAACCUUAAAUUAAGACCAAAAAGCCCCCCCCAAAUAAAUAAAUAUAUAUCUAUAUAUGAUAUAGCCAAUUUUGACUUUGUGGUUGUGCUAUCUAGUGGAAACCCUUUCUCCGGAAGUGUGCACUUGUUCACUUCCUGUCAUGGAUUUAAAAGAAAAUGACUGGUAUAUGGAAACUCCCUCUGCUCCAUGCUACACUAAUCCAAUGCUUUUAAGUUUGUGGGGAGUAGUGAACACUUCAGGAGGAGAGAUUAUUGGGCUGUAACCUAAGAGUCUGUUUCAACUGAAUGGUGCUUUUAUGGAGUUUCAUAGGAGUGGUGUUUUGUGUUUGUUACAUGCACAGCACCUUACUAACUUUCCUCAGGUUUUCCGUCGUCGAUGCCACCCUAUUACAGUACAGCACAUUCAUGGCAUUAGUAUCUAAUGACAUGCAUUCAUUUUUAUUUAAAAAAAAGCAUAAACCAGGUUUCCAUUCAACCGUUUUAUACGGUAUUACAUAUCAAAAUAUGCUUGACAAGGUGGGAUCUUUUCAUGUCUGUAAAAUGUAUUAUGCAGGAAAUGUCGGUGUAAACGUAUUUAUGAACAAAUAUUGAUAUAAUAGCCGUCAUAUUAAAGUGAACUUAGUGAGAAGACCACUCCUGUAAUCGUGUGACUAAGACUUGUUAGGAAAUCAUGCCGUUUAUUAGGCUACAGAUGAAAUAAAUUGUGAUGAACUUCACAGGGUGGUGAAAGUGCACGGUGAUGAGCUUCACAGGGGGGGAAAGUGCACGGUGAUGAGCUUGAUGCUCCCUUCAAUAAAUAUCCAGGGUCUAAUUUUGGUGACAUGAUGCUUGGCUGCCAUUUGACAUAAUAAUCUCAUAUAGACUAUACCAGCACUGUAUCUGAGAGCUGUUGGCUAGAGCACACAUUCCAAUACCAGAGUGGGCACAUAUGCGAUGGAAACCCAUUUAACUUGUAUUUUUUAUUUGGUACAUGGGAAUUGAACCGGUAAAAGGUAUUUUUCGGUGCGCUAGAUUGCAGGAAAUGACAGUUACCGGUGUUCAAAAACACUCCACAGCACCACCUUGUUAAAUCCUGGGGAGAACCCUGCAUCAAGUUUACAUAAUGUUGUUUACUAAAUGUUACUGUAACUUCUGUUGUUCCUGCCUUGUGUUUAAUAGAAAGACACUCAGGUGGAGGUUUCUCAUAGGUACAGGUCUGGGAUCAGCCUCCCCGCCACAAUCAUAACCUUAACAGUUUGUGGGAGGAAUGACCCAGGAUCAGCGUUUAGGAGCAACUUCUCCAUACACCUAGAAAGGCAAGGAUGAGCACUGAGUGAUCAUGAUUACUACCAUCAUUGCAAUGCUGCAGUUUUACAAUGUGAAGCCUUGUGGCAAGUCUCUACUUUGCAAUAUGUAUAACCCUUUUGUUUCAGAGUUACUGUGAAGUUAGUCCAAAGGCCAGCAGAUGGCGAUAUUCAGUAGUUUCAUCUUGCCGUCCAAAGGAAAUGUAUGCAGCCGUGUCCCCCGUGGACGGGUUCGUACAUUAAACAUUCUCCGUUCAAGCUGCAAAGGUGUCAGUUUCCUCCUUAACUGGAUUUAAUGGCGAGAAGGAGGGAAAACAUUUCGAAAAUAUGCAUACUUUAUUUCUGAAACACAAUUUUACUCCACCAUCAUAGAGUAGUUAAUGCUAGUCCUUGAUGUUGCGUAUUGCGUUUAGCCAAUCAUGUUGCAGCAGUCUGUUAUUUUUUAAUUGUAUUGGCUGAUUGCAUCCAACUGAGGUGCAUACACCACAACCUACUGUACUCCCUUGACACAUUGAUACAAAAAGAGAGACUUAAGAUGGUGGUGGUGGGGGGGGGGGGGGAUUGCACUAGCAGCUAGCCCUACACCCAUUAAAACAUCACUAAUAUACCAACUAACCCUACACCCAUUAACCUCACCACUAUACCAACUAACCCUACACCCAUUAAAAUCUCACCACUAUACCAACUAACCCUACACCCAUUAAAAUCUCACCACUAUACCAACUAACCCUACACCCAUUAAAACCUCACCACUAUACCAACUAACCCUACACCCAUUAAAACCUCACCACUAUACCAACUAAGCCUACACCCAUUAAAACAUAACCACUAUACCAACUAACCCUACACCCAUGAAAACCUCACCACUAUACCAACUAACCCUACACCCAUUAAACCUCACCACUAUACCAACUAACCCUACACCCAUUAAAACCUCAGCACUAUACCAACUAACCCUACACCCAUUAAAACCUCAGCACUAUACCAACUAACCCUACACCCAUUAAAACCUCACCACUAUACCAACUAACCCUACACCCAUUAAACCCUCACCACUAUACCAACUAACCCUACACCCAUUAAACCCUCACCACUAUACCAACUAACCCUACACCCAUUAAAACCUCACCACUAUACCAACUAACCCUACACCCAUUAAAACCUCACCACUAUACCAACUAACCCUACACCCUUUAAAACCUCAGCACUAUACCAACUAACCCUACACCCAUUAAAACCUCAGCACUAUACCAACUAACCCUACACCCAUUAAAACCUCAGCACUAUACCAACUAACCCUACACCCAUUAAAACCUCACCACUGUUCCACUACAGCACCAGUCUGUUGGUUUCCCCCUAGUCUGAUAGUUUUCAAAAUAAAACAUCUGAUUGACUGAACGUGAUACACAGCAUCCGGGACUAGCAUUGGCUAUUCCAGCAUGUUGGUGGAAAAUAGUGUUUCAGAAAGUACAGUUUCCCUGUGGUGGUUUUCUUCUAGGCAAACUCCACCCAACUCAUUUCAAUGUUUGGAAUCACAAGUUGGUGAUAUUAGUUAAACUUCCCCUUUUAUAUGGAGGAAAUCUACAACUUUGCAGCCUGAAUGAAGAAUGUUUUAUGUACGAACCGGUCCAUGGGGAUAUGACUGUAUAGCGGGGAUAAGCAUUUCACUGUAAAGUAUACACCUGUUGUAUUGGCGUAUGUGCCCAAUAACAGUUAAUAUGAUAUGAGUGUAUAUCCGGCUGCAUGCAUUCCCUUUGGAUGAUAAGAUGAAACGACUCAAUAUCGCCAUUUGCCGGCCUUUGGGCAACUGUGAAGUAUACAUUGUCCACCCCUUGACUGUUUAUGUAAUGUUACGAUAAUUUAAAAAAAGUACCGUUGAAUCUA